Molecule: messenger RNA, 973 nt
Organism: Centropristis striata (black sea bass)
Lineage: Eukaryota; Metazoa; Chordata; Actinopteri; Perciformes; Serranidae
Product: NXPE family member 3-like
Exons: 4
Coding region: 8-892 (294 amino acids)
Source: RefSeq, a predicted model, not a curated record
GAGAGCAAUGGCAAUGGCAUUCUCUGUGGAUCUGUUUGCCCGAUAUGCAGACUGUGGUGUCAACAUGAAAGUCUACAUUCCUGCUUCAGGACCUGCCAGUGUCCUUGUGUUGCCAAAGAAUGAAGGUCAACCAGAGGAGAAGAGCAGCAUUGUGAAGUCUGGACCCUCUGGUUAUUACUACCAGGGUGCGUGGCGAGCACUAGAUGGCACCACAGUUCACCAAUUCAACACCGCCUCUGCCAUCACUCAGUGUCUAAAAGGCAAAGUGGUCCACAUUUAUGGAGACUCCACUGUCAGGCAGUGGUUUGAAUAUCUCAACUCAGCAUUACCAGAUCUUAAGGGGUUUAACCUGCACAGCCCAAAGGGAGUUGGACCUUACAUGUCCUUAGACUACGCAAACAACAUCUUGGUGACGUUUCGCUGUCAUGGUAAUCCGAUCCGCUUCACCCCAUUCCCAAUCACUGAGCAUCGUUAUAUUGCCAAUGAACUUGAUGAUGUACCUGGAGGCACCAACACCAUCAUUGUUCUUGGCGUCUGGGCUCAUUUUGGAAGUUUCCCCGUGGAGAUCUACAUCCGGCGGCUGCGAAACAUCCGCAGAGCAGUGGUGCGGCUGCUGGACGGGUCUCCAGGUACGCUGGUCAUCAUCAGGACGGCGAACCCCAGAGCUUUGGGGCUUUUUGAGGCUCUAACCAACAGUGAUUGGUACUCACUGCAGCGUGAUAAGGUGCUCAGAACCAUGUUCAAAGGGCUGAAUGUUCAUCUCAUUGAUUCCUGGGACUUGGUCCUAGCCUACCACAACCUACCUCAUGGGAUCCACCCACAUCCUCCCAUUAUUAAGAAUAUGAUUGACAUUCUCUUGUCUUAUACAUGCCCUGAGCUACACAAAGUGUGAAAAACCGAAUAUAAUAUUCUGCUACAGGUAUUGUAUGAGUGUUAUUACGAUGUGCUUAAAUAUUACAAAAACAAAUAUAUA